CCGCGUCCUCUGCUGGCCCGACUGACUCACCAUAAGAACCCAUAUUCCGCAUCAUCGACGACCCGUUCUAUCCACCCAGCGCCACCGCCUCGGUCGAGCUGAUGGGAUGGACGAGCUCUGCUCUGGACCGUUGGUUUCGUUGUUAUGUGGAUCGCAGCCAGCUUGUAUGGGGGCCCUGGGUUGGGUGGGGGUUUCGCACGCGGCCUCGAUCACGCUCUAAUCCGUGCGUGGCAACUCGCAGUGGAGCAGCCAGACAACGCUUCGGGGGAGCUUGGCGAAGGUGAAGCUUAGCCGUUAGUUAGUGGUCGAGUAAUCGGUCCAAUGCAUGUGGAUGGUGCCCGUCUCUUCACAACGACCGAGACAAAGCGGAGGCUGCUUUUUGGACGGCGCUCGACAGCAUCCAACGCCGGGUACCUCGCUAGUACACAUGAUGCCUUAGCCCUAAGUAUUAGCACCCGCAGCUAGGUACAGUAGGGUACUGACCUAAGACGCGGCACUGUAGCGCUCGAUCAGGG
Molecule: messenger RNA, 515 nt
Organism: Ilyonectria robusta
Lineage: Eukaryota; Fungi; Ascomycota; Sordariomycetes; Hypocreales; Nectriaceae
Exons: 1
Coding region: 102-284 (60 amino acids)
Source: RefSeq, a predicted model, not a curated record